Oryza sativa Japonica Group (Japanese rice) is the source of this 2833-nucleotide messenger RNA. RefSeq names its product putative F-box protein At3g58860. NCBI's taxonomy places the organism in Eukaryota, Viridiplantae, Streptophyta, Magnoliopsida, Poales, Poaceae. Gene Ontology annotation, molecular function: protein binding. The record is from RefSeq and is a predicted model, not a curated record.
UGUGUUUAUUAAUUGAGUGAGAUUUGGGGUAUUCAGUCGACUGGCAACUCUUCAACCUCAAAAUCAUAUUCGGUGGAAAAAAAAUAUCCAACCAAACCAGAAAUCCCAUUUCCAAAACCCUCGUCGACGUCGCCUCGGGGAGCGCCAACGCCGACGCCGUCGCCGCGGCCGCGCCAAGAGCCACCGCCCCAACUCCGGCGAAGAUGGAUGCGAAGGUGGACGAGAUGAGCAAGGCGUACCAGGAGCUCGUCGCGGCAGCGCAGGCCAUCCUGGAGGCGCGGCGGCAGCCGGGCGGAGAGAACACGGCGGCCAUGGACGCAGCGCGCGAGGCGUUCGAGCAGCGCCGGAAGCUCUUCGCCGUCGCCUGCGACGACGCCGACGCGCUCGUCCAGUCGGCUCGCCAGAGUAUCGUCUCCGACCCCGGGCGCUUCGUCGACGUGGUGACCACCCCCGACGAGGAUUCGGUGCGCUCUCCGACGAGGUCCUCCGCGGAAUCCUCCUCGUCGAGCGGAUUCGGUGCGCUCCCCGACGAGGUGCUCCGCCACAUCCUCCUCCGCCUCCCCUCCGCCGCCGCCGCCGCGCGGACCAGCCUCAUCUCCCGCCGCUGGCGAAACCUCUGGUCCACCCUCCUCCCGAAGCUGCGGUUCCCCGGCGUCACUGACCUCGCCCGCGUCGGCGCCGCCCUCCGCCUCCGCGUCGCCCCGGUCCGCCUCCUGCGCAUCGAGAGCAGCGACCGCGCCCCGGAUAAGAUCGUCGCCGUCCUCCACUUGGCCGCGCCCCUCCUCGAGGGCAAGCUCUGCUUCGACGUCAUCACGCCGGCGGCAGCGGCAGCGGGGGCGGCCGGGACCGGGGGCGCGAUUCAGAUCCCGUGCUUCGAGAAGGCCACGGAGAUCACCAUCCGCUUGCGCGGCCGCCUCGGCAUCCAGCUGCCACCAUCCGGCGUCUUCGCGAGGCUCACCGCGCUGAGCUUGAGCCACUGCAGGUUCGACGACCAGGGCCAGCGCGAUCUCGGGGACGCCGUCUCGUCGGAGGGGUGCCCGUCGCUACGAGAGCUCCGUAUCCGCGAUGCCGAUGUGGUGUCCAAUCUAGCCAUCCGCUCGGAGUCUCUCCGCCUUGUUCAGCUGUCUCGACUGGAAGGGAUUCGUCAGCUCACCAUUUCUGCUCCUGCGCUUACAGAACUAGAUUUGUACGCUUGCUUAUUGUGGGGGAUGCCAAUGGUUGACAUCUUUGCUCCAGCACUGGAGACACUUCAUUGGGUUGAUUUUUUCAGUUCGAGUUCAGUCCGAUUUGUUGAGAAGCCCAACGUCCAUAGACUCUCCGUCUAUGGCAUGGUGUAUGGACGUCGAAAUACUCCAGGCUCUCUGCAACUCGUGCAGCAUUUUACAGAAGCCCGCGAUGUUCAUCUAUCUCUUGUCUAUCCCUCUAUCAUGGAUAUGUCCUGUGAGCUCCUGGUGCAAGCAGUGAAAAAGCUCCCUGCCGUUGAAAUCCUAUCUCUGCGGUUAUUAACAAUAGGACAUACCUUUGGACCUUGUGUUUACCAUUUGCUUAAGAUGUCUACUGGUAUAAGGGAGCUGAAGCUGAAGUUAGAAGAUCACAUUGCGGAUGGAGAAGUUCCUUGCUCAUCUGGCUGCGUUUGUUACGAGCCCCAGGCCUGGAAAAAGAAUAAUAUCAGCUUGAAUUUUCUCCAGAAAGUUGAAAUCAACAAUUUGAGUGGAGCAGAGCGUCAAAUAUAUUUUGUCAAACGACUGUUGAGAUGGACGAUGCCAGAGCUCAAGACGAUUACUCUAAGUUUUGAUCCUUUGGUUACUGUCAGCGAGAAGGUGUCUAGGAAGCUACUUAGCUUCUCUACCCCAGGGAUUUGCAUGGAAAUUUACUUGCACCGCAAUGGAACUAGGGUAAAGUAUAGUGCAGCGAACUAGACCUAGAGGUGAUUAACUGACGAUGAAAUGGAGCACAGUAAUCACUGAAACCAGGCAAAUUCGGGCCUUCCUUUCAGAUCAACUAGGGUUAAGGAUGUCCGUCUGUCAUGAUACAGGAUUGUCGUAUACUUGGUUAUGGUUGAUUGCACGACUCACAACUUGCGCCUUAAUGUGUGUUUACAUGCUCUGAGGAAAGUUUUCAUCCUGCUGGUGAAAAUUGUCUGAUCGAAAGUUUGUUCCAUUUAAAUGUGAAUGCUGCCUGACCGAAAGGUUCAAAUAUCUAGUUUCCAAUCUCUAAUUUUCUCUCAUAGCAAGGUAAGUAUUGCUUGUGCUGUAUCUGUGUUUUCUUUGCAGAAGCAUAUGACUUGUUCAUUCUGCUCCAGGCACUAGCUAGUUCACUGUUCAAUACUGCUGUCGGAGGAUUAUAUCAGUUAUCAUAGUGUGAAGAGCUCGUCCACCUGGGUUUUGAACACAGUCGAUGUCUGAUUGUUCCAACUCCAUAUAUGCAUACACCAUCAAUAUAGCAUACUGUCAUAUCGAUGUGUUUGUGUUUGUUAUCAGAUAACUUCCAUGUACUCAUCAUCUAUAUGACACUAUUAUGUGUUUCAGUUUGAAGAUAGACGUGAAUGAUGUGAUGACAAGGGCCAUCAUCUUUGUUUUCACAUCAUGCCGUUGUCGGCUUGUGGUUUCAGCCUGGUGACCCGCCUUCAAUUCUCCUAUACGCUGAAUUUAUUGUUAACUUGUUACAGAGUUCCUUCUUGGUUGUCCCAUGCUUUUUAUACAACCUUUGUUCCAAAAUAUAGCAACCUAGGAUGGGAUAGGUUCUGUCCGGAUUUGUUGUAAUGUAGUGUCGCAUGCAUCUGGUUCAGGUUCAGGUGAUAUUAUGGAAUGGAUAGAGUAUGUGAGUUUGAUUA